This is a messenger RNA of Porites lobata, 318 nucleotides long. Lineage: Eukaryota; Metazoa; Cnidaria; Anthozoa; Scleractinia; Poritidae. The record is from the annotation of a GenBank genome assembly.
GGUGAUCAUGUUCAAAGUGAUGAUGAGAUUGAUGCAUGGGUGAGACAGAAUGCUGAUACUGCUUAUCAUCCAUCAUGCACCUGUAAGAUGGGUGCCGAAGAUGAUCCAAUGGCUGUUGUUAAUAACAAAUUAGAAGUCUUAGGAGUGGAAAAUCUGAGGGUUGUGGAUGCGUCAAUAAUGCCAACCAUCGCUAGUGGAAAUCUCAAUGGGCCAACUAUUAUGAUUGCAGAGAAGGCAGCAGAUAUCAUCUUAGGAAAUCCCCCACUUCCUAAAUCAACUGCUCCGGUGUACAAGACACCUGAAAAAGGCCAGAGAUAA